This is a messenger RNA of Fusarium coffeatum, 1029 nucleotides long. RefSeq lists its product as uncharacterized. The transcript is spliced from 2 exons. Lineage: Eukaryota; Fungi; Ascomycota; Sordariomycetes; Hypocreales; Nectriaceae. Gene Ontology annotation, molecular function: methyltransferase activity. Bases 1 to 1029 code for a protein of 342 amino acids. The record is from RefSeq and is a predicted model, not a curated record.
AUGAGCUUCACGAAUGAUGAACCCAUCCAUGGAGCUGUCGUCGACAUCGGUGGCAGCAACAUGUAUGAUGAUGUUGCUAAACGACUAGAGGAGACCCUCACGGCGCCGUACUCUUCGACCUCCAAGCCCACCCUUCCUGAUGAGCUCCUUUAUGACGAUGUAGGCUUGCCGAUUUGGAAUGAAAUCAUCUUCACUCCCGAGUUUUACCAAACUCAUGACGAGAUCGCGCUUUUCGAUAAGCACGGUGCCGAUGUUGCAGCACGCUGCCAGGCUGGUGUCACUAUCAUUGAUCUGGGAGCCGGUGACACACGCAAGGUUGGCCACCUCCUUGCUGCUUUCGACAAGGCCAACGUUUCCACCAAGUACCUUGCAUUGGAUAUCUCUCGAUCUUCACUGGACCACAACAUCAAGUAUCUGGUAGAGCAGCAUCCGGACCAUGAGUCUUCGGUAACCUGUGCAGGUAUCUGGGGAACCUUUGGUGAUGGCAUGAGCUACGUGAAGAAGAUCGAGACACCUCGACUCUUCCUCUCGCUCGGAUCGGUACUCUGCAACGAUCCUUGGCCCGAAGCAUUAUCCCAUCUUAAGUUUUGGGCGGACGCUCUUCGAUCCAACGACCUCCUUCUCAUCGGCAUGGAUGGUCACACUCUUCCAGGCAACAAAGACAAGAUUUGGGAUGCCUAUCACUCGUGUGAUGACCUGUACCACAAGUUCUUCCUGAAUGGGUUCAAGCAUGCCAACCGCCUCGCAGGCGAGGAGUGGUUCCAUGAGGAGGAUUGGGAAUUCCUUGCUCAGCUGGAGGAGGAACCUACAACUCGACACCGAUUCUUCUUCCGCGCCAAGAAGGAUGUCAAACUUGAAAAGAUGAACCGUGUCAUCCAGAAAGGAGAGGAACUUGACUGGUUCGAUUCUCACAAGUAUGGAGAGAUCAACGUUCGCCUCAUGUGUUCUAAGGCGGGACUGAGCGUGAUCGAUGUCUGGCAGGCACCUGGCUCUGAGUUUCGUAAGCAGUCCCCUGACCCCACCUCUUAA